CGAGAUGGCGGUGGUGGAAUGUGUGGCUGCCGGUGCCGAGCUGGAGGAUUCGGACGACGACUGGUACCUGGGCUGUGACGGCCUUGAGGACAUGAAUAUAACGCCGGUGAAGGCAUAUGAAAUGAAAAAUAGCUCAAGGGACAAGUUGUUAGUGUUUGAACCAAAAAACAAUAAAGAGGCAAGCACAUUGAAAGAAGCUUUAUCAUCACAAGAUACAUGUUUGGUUGAACAAAUUCUGAACUCUGGUGUUGACGUGGAGACACGUUUUAGUUUUGGAUGGACUCCUUUGAUGUAUGCUGCAAGCAUUGCUAACUUUGAAAUUUGUCGCUGCCUUCUCGAUAGAGGUGCUAAUGCAAGUUUUGUGAAAGAUCAGUAUACGGUGUUGAUGGCUGCCUGUGCUAGCAGUGAGUCAGAAGAAAAAGUGGUGAAGUGUGUAGAGUUGCUAUUAUCUAGAAAUGCAAUCCAAACACUACAGCAGGUACGAGCACUUACUCUAUAA
Molecule: messenger RNA, 499 nt
Organism: Pristis pectinata (smalltooth sawfish)
Lineage: Eukaryota; Metazoa; Chordata; Chondrichthyes; Rhinopristiformes; Pristidae
Product: ankyrin repeat, SAM and basic leucine zipper domain-containing protein 1-like
Exons: 4
Coding region: 5-499 (164 amino acids)
Biological process (GO): piRNA processing
Cellular component (GO): pi-body
Molecular function (GO): protein binding
Source: RefSeq, a predicted model, not a curated record